Messenger RNA from Cladocopium goreaui, 5304 nucleotides. The record is from the annotation of a GenBank genome assembly. NCBI's taxonomy places the organism in Eukaryota, Dinophyceae, Suessiales, Symbiodiniaceae.
AUGGUGCAGCUGGAGCCUUGCCCAUUUGAAGUCCUGGGCAUCAAGGACUUUGAUGCACCCACCUCGGCCAUUGAGAGUGCUUUCCGGAAGCGGAGUUUGGACUGCCAUCCGGACAAGAAGCCUGGGGAUCCCACUGCGAAGGCUCAAUUUGAGGCUCUUGUGGCGGCCAAGGAGGCGCUUCUGGAUCCAGUGCAGCGAGCAGCGGCGCAGAGUGCAGCGAGCACCUCAUUCAAGGCACCUAAGGGACCUUUCGCAAGAUUUGCUCAAUGCAGAGCUGCAGUGCGGAAGAAAACAGGUGCGACGCCUGCAAAGGCCCAAGCUGCCACAGUGCAGCCACCCCGCGCGCAGGAGAAGCCUCAAGCCCCAGGAAUUGAUCCUGAGAAUCUGUUCUGCAUUGAUGUGGCUCACAAGCGAAGGUCCGCGGGAAUACCUUCUUCCACGAGUGCGCUUUUCAAGAUCGACAGAGAGUUCUCAAACCUGGCCGCCACUCUGGAGUCAAAGAUGGUCAAAAAGAUCUCGGAAAUAAGUCAGAACACUUCAAGCCAGCCUUCAUGGGUUGGAGGUGAAGUGCCACGCGCACGAAAUGUACAGACUCACAGGACAAAUCCUUUAGAGAAAGACAAGGGGGAAGGGGCUCCUACGGAAGGAUUUGCCUUCGAGAGACAGGCACCAAGAAGGCUUGACUUGGAACACGAUGAUCAUGCUGACCUCGAUCAUGAUGGGCUCGAAGAAAGAGAUACGAAGGAGAGCAGUGAUCCUUGCCCUCCUUUGCCGCUCCUAUUGCCUUGGACAGAUCAUGUGAUGCUGGUAUCGGCCAUUGUGAAAGUCACUAAAGCUAAGAAGCCGGAAGCUCACAUCCUGGCGCGGGUGGUUGAGAUUCUUCGUGAGAGAGGAGGACAAGCACCACUUGCAGUCCUGACUCGGAACCCAAUGCGUUUGCAGAGCGUUCUUUCUCAUCAUGCUCGGCUGCUGGAAGUGUACCUGCCUGGCAAGUACUUGGCUGGAACAGGUUUGCAGGUACACGUGCGCCUGCGUGGCGCAGAGUUUCAGCGGGCCGCUGAACGUUUCAAGCAAAAUCGUGCGGCCCAGGUCAAAGCGCAAGCCAAAGCAGAAAUGCACGGCAAAGCCAAGGCAAGGAAUUCAGGCCAAGUCCACGGAACUGUGCUGCCAAGACGCACCAAAGUGACUGCGCGAGUCAAACCCAGAAGACCUAGCAGGCGUCGACAGCAAGUCUGCGAGACAGUGCAUGUGGAUUCAUCGGAUGAGAGUUGUUGUGAAGUCGCCUCCACGCAGCGCAAGAGGCAAAGGACGUUAGAAGCCAAUUCCGAAGCGAAGGGAAGACAUGGCGGACAAGCUGCUCAUCAAGCUGGUACGGAAGAACCCCUUUCAGGCGAAGCAGAGACAGGCGAAACGCCUGACAUCGACGUCGAGGUUUUGCCAGAGGAUCGCACAGCACGCCCAGAUGGUCAUCAGGACAGUGGCGCUAGCAAAGCUUCGGAUCAGGAGAACGAUCGAUUGCUUCAUCGCGCCUACGCACAUGCAGUUGGAAGGUGGCAGGCCUCGCGGCCUGGCAAAGGACAGCUUCGCUAUUUCCUCCUCCUGCCAGCGGGGAAUUUGGGCGCCUUGCGGCCCCAACCUUCUGCCAUACUCUUCUCCUUCGAUCCAGCUUCAAAGGUACUCUAUGAGUACGUACCUGGACAUGGUGAGAGCGAAGGCCGUUGCGUUGCGAUGUGGUCACCUUAUUGUCCAGAAGUGAAUGCCCUGCUAUGGACGGUGCUUCCUUUGCCGCCGGAGCCAUCCAGUGAGGACGCUCCUGGCACCCCUCCUGGUACACCCCCAGCAGAAAUACAGGAAGAAGAUGAGGCACAUGAGGUGAGCAGCGAGGGAGAGGGAAAGGACGACUUGGAGAGCUCCAUGCAGCUGAUCGAUGCUUUAAUUCGUGAUGCAGCUGCAGAAGCUGGAGCUUUGGCAGCUGAGAAGAGGAGGACUAUGGAGAUGCCUCCAACCUUCUCUGUUGUUGGUGGUCCUCCAUCACCAGUGCCAGAAGAGCCGGCUGAGAAGGAGAAGGAGACGCACGAGUCGUUUCUGUCAUGGUGGAUCCCGGGCUGCGGGGUGUGCGCACCUGCCCAAAAGGCACCACGGCUUCCUUGUGCUCCUUGUGCUGAGGGACGCGGGGAAAUUCUUGACUGUGGCCCACUGACCCCGGCAGCUGCAGCAGCUGAAGCUCUGGAUGAGCAUGCGUUUGAGGAGUACGGCAUGCAGGUCCAAGAUGAACUCUCACAGGAGUUGGAGGGAUUGAUGCGUUUGUGCUCGAGGUGGACCGCAGGGAGUGCCUCCGGUAGUGAAGCAGCCUUGGACAUGACGGUACCACCAGCGCUGCAGGCGGAACUCAGGUCUACCAGCCGACCGCGUCGCUCAUCAUCUCGGGAGUCGGACGAGAGCAGAGAGAGGGUGGGCAGCACUACGUUGAACUUGCCAGAGCCACGACUAGAGCGUCCGGCACGCCCAUCAGAAAGGAGGCCAAUGCUGCACGUUGGCACCUCCUUCUCAAGGGACCCUGACCAGGUUGGUCGCAACCGUGCUGGCACUGCAACAUCCAUUCGCCAAAGAAGGCAGCACCGACUUCUGGGACCCAAAAAGGGCCUUGCUGUUCAUUUUGGACACGAGAACUGGAACAUGGUGUUGAGCAUGAUGAUCGGAAUCCGAAUGGCCGUUGGACGAUCAGAGAAUGAGAUGAAGCGAGAAUUGCAACCAGUAGACUUUAUCAUGAAGGUCCCUCGCAUGCUGAACUUCUGCAAGAUCAAUAGCCCGAGCAUCUCUACCAGCCUCUCGCCGCAGGACGAACCCUUUGAUCCAUGGGCCUCUGCCGCUGCAGAUGGGACGUCUGCUGCAGUCAUGAAAUCUGCGAAGAAGAAGGAUGCCUGGGGCAGCUUUAGAGCAGGGGAAGCAGAAGCGCUUUCCGACUCGGAUGCAGCAAAACCAAAACAAGGAAAGAAAAAGAAAGGUGGCGAUAGCAAGAAGCCUGCUGGGCCAUCCGGACCGAACCUGGCAAGAAAGCGUGUAACUGAUUCCAAAGUCAGUGGAGUUGUUGAGUCAUGGACAAACUCCUAUGGCUGGAUUCGGCCUUUUCAGCGUGUGAACCAUCCGAAGGCCGGCAAGCACGGAGGAAAAAUCUACAUCCAUGGCAAAGAUGUCAAGGGUGGUCUUGGGUUUCUGCCAGUGGGUGCUCCGGUGGAGUUCUACGUCUUCGAAGACGAUGCAGGUCUAGGAGCAGAAGAAUGCUCGACAGACGGGAAGGGCAAAGGUGGCAAGGGCUGGGGGUGGGAUUCCAAAGGCUGGGACAUGGGCAAAGGCUGGGACAUGGGCAAAGGUUGGGAUAUGGGAUCUUGGGACAUGGGAAAGGGUUGGGAUAUGGGAAAAGGCUGGGGUGGAAAGGGUGGCUGGGAUGGUGGCAAGAAAGGAUGGGACUCUGGCAAAGGAGGGAAGGGAAAAGGCCUUCCAAAGGGAAAAGCUGAGUCCAGUGGCAAGGAUCGAAAAGGACCCAAAGGUGAUAGAAAAGGAGAAGGCAAAGGUUCAAGCUACAGUGAUGCGAAAGAAGGCGCAUCAGAGAUUCCGGAGGUGCGGACUGAUUGGUCGGGCUACACCGGUGUUUUGUCUGGGUCAAGCCAAGGCUUUGCCAGUGCAAAGGGCUCCCAGGCGCAUGCUGAUAAUUCUAGACCUGCUGUGACAGGAGCUCCACCUCCACCACCACCUGGUGGUCCCAUGCCACCAAAGCAAGUUGGUGCAACUGGCCCCAUGAUGCCAGGUGGGGCAUCUGUACCUGCUGUGUGGCCAGAGGCGAGACCAGGAGGGCGGUGCCCAGCACCGUUCAUGAUGAGUGGCAUUGGCACCACGCCUGUGCCUGGUAUCAACAGUGUUGCGGUGAACCAGAUCGCAUAUCCACAGUAUAGCACCAUGAUGCCGGGCAUGAGCCCUCCCAUGCCACAGCCUUUGGCCAUGAAUGCUCCGGGUGCAUUGCCUGGCAUGUAUCCUGGCCAUGUUCCGCCUAAUCCGGUUCACUCUCCUUAUCCGGGCUUGGGCGGAGCAGGCGUCUACGAAGAUGCAGGUUACCAGAGCCUGGGUUUGCAACUCAUGCCCUGCCUCAGGACGCUGGUGAGAAGCAAGAACUGCUUACUGCUCACAGUUCAUUUUCCAGAGAAGUUCAGCAUUCUGCCACGUUUGGCGAACAUCUUUGAUGCCACCGUGUCCAAGCGAGUGUCCGUGACUCGCUUUAUUGACUACGCUCCAAUGGUCUUCCAGCGAAUACGAGCUUCCUUUGGAAUCCUCAACGAAGACUACUUGAGAUCGGUGGGACCGGAGCAACUUUUGGGCAACAUGGUGCUGGGCAACUUGUCCUCUUUGUCUGAGCUGUCUUCCGAGGGCAAAAGCGGUGCAUUUUUCUACUACACUGCUGAUGGGAAAUACAUGAUGAAGACCGUGACGCACAAGGAGCAGAUACUGCUUAAGAAAAUGCUGAAGAACUAUCACGACCACAUUGUCUCAAAUCCGGGCACCCUGCUUGUGCGAUUCCUGGGAUUGCAUUGCCUAAGUGUACGCAAGGACAGGAAAGCUGGCAAGGGACCUGCGGUGCAGAAAGUGUACUUUGUCGUAAUGAACAACAUGUUCAACACGCCCUUUGAAAUUCAUCGGCGGUAUGAUCUCAAAGGUUCCUGGGUUGGCCGUGUCACAACCGGGGAGUUUGAUCCCAGCGUUGCUCUGAAGGACCUGGACUUCACAAAGGCAAACGAAAAGAUUCGUGUGGGUGAGGAGCGCAAAGCAAAACUUGUGGCACAGAUCGAGAGGGACAGUUCUUUCUUAAAAGAGAACAAUGUGAUUGACUAUUCACUUCUGCUUGGGAUCUACCAGACCGGGACCACAGUUUUGCGAUGUGCGGACUGUGCAGCCAUUCGUGUGACGGUCGUGACCGCCUUGGCUUGCAGAUGCUUGAGCCAUGAACUGUGUCAUGCAGUGGUGUCAAGACUAAAAUGGUCUAAAAUGUCCAGGCGUGGAGGCAAAGGAGAUGGUGGUGUGCUCGGUCGCAAUUCGCAUUUGGGAUGGAUUCCUGUUCAGGCCCUGGAGAAGGUAAAGGCUGGAGGCCGGGCAAGCGGGCAAAGCGGGCAGUUGCAGUUCUCCGGCCAGAGAUGGUUCCAAUGGUUCCAAUGGUCAGGUGACCCGCGAGAAAACUUUCAGCGCGACAGCUCACUGGGGCUGUCAACCCAGAUCUCCGAUGAACUCCAUGGGCCGAAUCAGCUCCAAGAGUUCUAA